AUGAGUGAUGUCGAUGCAGUCUCCUUACCAGCUGCCCUGGACGUCGGUCAGAACACGCUUGCUCCGGUGAAACAGGACCCUCUUGGCCCCCCAUCACCACGCAAAGCUCGUACAGACUCUCGUCCACGGGUAGAAAACGAUGGACCGACACGUGUAUAUUCAGAAGGGGAGGAGGAUGGGCCUCCCAGUCCCAGGGCGGAUUCGGAAGCUGAAACAAUAAUUCAAUCGGGCCGAGAGUCUUUGUCGCCGGAGAAAAAGAGAAAGCACAUCAAGCACGACCCGAGUCGCCAGGAACCUAAUGGAAUUGAUGGAUACCAGCGAAAGAAACCACGGGUAUUUGGCGGAGAACGAAGACGUGAUCAAGGACGAAGCUCUCGUUCUCCAACCCACCGAGCAAUCUCGCCGUCGGUGGUGAAGAUCGAAAAAGCUGAUGAUUCUCAGAUCUCAGAGACCGAAGGUGCCCCUGAUGGAAUCGAGCACGCGUCGGGGAGACCUCGCGCUUUUCGUAAGCGAAGCUUCAGUGAGAGUGCAGAGGAACAACAAGAUCGCCGUCGCGCACACUCUCAUGCAGCAUCCCAUCCUGUUCGAGAGCUUAAGCAUACGAACAACACGCGCCUUUCCAGGCCACCAUCCAAUGCGCGAUCGAUGUCACCCAAUCGACCAUCUCACCAACGAUCUGCUUCAGGCUCUCAAUAUCCGAACAAGAAAAAGGCACCAACACCGCUCCUCACAGGGUUUGCGCGACAUAGCUCCGAAGAUAGGCAAUCGACGUCUUCAUCUCAGAGCAGCUCUCCACUGCCGGGGGCGCAUCUGCGGAAGCUCGGCUCUGGAGCAGCUGCAUCCGCAUCGCCUGCCAAGCAGAUGGGACCGAAGAAGCUGCGCGACAAGAGUGGCCGGACUCCUCUUGCACGCGCAUGCGCGGACCGGAAACAUGAUCAAGUGAUGAUGCGCCACGCCGAACGACCAGAAGAUAUCAAUAUUCCCGAUAAUGCAGGCAACACACCCCUGCAGAUCGCCUCGCUUGCUGGCGAGGCCGAAAUCGUUAAGUUCCUGCUGGACGCAGGUUGCGAAAUCAAUACCAAGAACAUCGACAGAGACACUCCGUUAAUUGAUGCAGUGGAGAAUGGAAAUGUUGAGGUGGUCAAACUUCUGCUUGACGCAGGUGCAAACCCAAGAACCGUGAAUGCGGAGGGUGAUGAGCCAUAUGAAUUGGUCCCCUCGGAGUUAGACGACGAUGAGUAUGAAGAGAUGCGGAAGGCACUCGCGGAUGCCAAGGCCACUUUGCGACCUGGUCGACGAUCGGAGGAACACACUGGACCAGAAAGCAAGGAGCCUUCUUCAAGACGUGCUUCCGCAGCCAGAGGAUCUGCAGCUAGCCCCCGGGAAUCACCUCCUAUGCGUAGCCCUCCUCCAGUAGGCACGUCAAAUCGACGAAAGGGCGGACGAAGUGAAGCCACAAGAAAUGACCUGCUAUGGACAAAACCGACCUUUGAAAAUCUCCGAGAGUUUGCUGCUAAGGGGGACGAGGCUGGAGUGGUCAGCAUUUUGAAUAUUUUGCAGAAAGCCGACACUGCCUCUUUAAUUGCUGCGGCGAAGGGUGGUCACCACGAUGUCCUCUCACUUUUGUAUGCAAUGGGAAAUGCCGACGCAGAUCCGACCCCGGUGCGCGGUCAGAAACCGGGUUACAACACGCCCAUGCUUGCUGCAAUUGGCCGAGGGAACAGCGCUGUCAUUCAACUCAUCCUGAACCAACCCGGAUUCAAUCCCACGCGCCGACUGUUUGAAGACCGAACAUACUUCGAAUUGUCCCAGGGUAGACAAGGUGAGAACUGGGAAGAUGAACAUCAGAUUCUGAAGGAUGCCUAUGAGAGAUUCGCUGGUUCCGAGAAGGGUCGCAAGGAAGACUCACCCCGCCGAGCGCGUGGGAAAGAGAAAGAGGAGAAACGUGCGGCACGCAGGGGAUCGUCUUCUCCUGUCGCCCGUAAGAAAUCAAACAUUAGUCCCAACGUCGGCAGAAAUCGUGAUUCCUUGAAAGAAAAUGAUUCAGCGAAAGAAAAGCGACGUGCGAAAGAGCAGGAUUCAUCACGGCCACCAGAGACCUCCAAACCCAAAUCUUCACUGUCGGCCAGGCGAGACAGCGAGUCCAGUGGAAUGGUACCCAAUGAAGAGACCCGGAAGAGACGACUCAUAGCAGGGCGUCGACCUCAAGAGCGUCGACCUAGUCUGUUUUCAUCUGAUUCACUCUCGGGUCGCGAAGAGGCACCAAAACCCCGUGCUGACGCAGGAUCUGACAACACCUUGUCUUUGAAGCGCAUUCGUACUGAUCGAUCUCCGGAACGAUCUCGUUCACGUGGCACAGAUAGCGAUCGCUUGUCUCCCGAGUCACGGAAAAAGAAGAGACGAGUUGUUUCUGAAGAGAAGUCGUUGUCAACUGCUACGAACGGUGCAUCGCCACAACCCGACGAUUCUGGAAAACCUGCUCCUCACUCUCGCCGACCCCACGAGGAUUCUACUCGAACUUCCGACUCUCAACAACAUAAAUCCACCGAAACUUCCAAGAAACCUCCUACUCGCUCAGCUUCACCUCAUCGUGACCCCAUCAGAAAGAACGGUGAUGUGAAAAAGGAUUCACACAAGCCUAAAGUGGAUACGGUGCAAGACCCUAUCGCCGUUGCGAAGCGUCUGGAGCUCGAAGCCGAUGAGCGUCGACGAGCUCAAAUAAAAAAAGCGCAUGAAGAGCGCUCUGCGAAAGAGAAGCGUGUAGCAGACGAAGCCGAACGCGACCGACUUGCCAAAGAAGAAGCCGACCAAGCUGCUCAGGCUGCUCAAGAAAAGACCGAAGAGGAGGACCGCAAACGAAAGGAGACUGAACAAAAACGCGCCAAGCAAGCCGAGGACGACCGGCUGAAGAGGAUGGAGGUAGAACGCGCUCGAAUUGCCAAGGCGCGCCGUGACCGGGAGGCAGCAGAGCACCGACGCCGUGAAGCACUUCCAAGUCGCCUUCGUGUUGCAGCCAACCUCGUGGGCUCCAACAACCCCCGCGCGAAGAGUCACGACUGGCUCAAGGCCUUCAUGCCCCUCGUUACUGCUCUCAGCCGUCAACUUGAUCCUGGCUGUAGUGUGGAUAUCGCCGACGAGAAAUGGAUUCCGAAUUACUUGGUUGCACCUCUACUAGCUACCAACGAUCUUCAACUUUCACAAUACCCCAGCUGGGAGAAGCGAAAGGCGACACCGACUCAACGCAUGAACCUAUGGCGCGUCACUCGUCGCAUGUUGAUCUACACGGACGAUGACGGAUUCCAGGAAUCUAGUGUUGGACAGAUUAUGCAGAGGGAUUGUGACACACGCCCGAAGUAUUUCCAGAUGGAGCACGUCUUCUGGAUCAGACUUUCUGAUUUCACAGACCUUGUCCCUCACAUCCCUCACCUUCACGGUCUUGAGCUACAAUUCUUGAACAUGCACAUCGACCCAGAGCCGCAGGCGGCUGGCGCAGGCUUUGGCGCUCCUCACCUCAACGGCCAUGGCCCGGACUCUUCUGUCGAAGUCAAUGGAACUGGUCACCUCAACGGGUAUGGCCAUUCUCGAUCUAGUACAUACGUCUAG
Penicillium paradoxum is the source of this 3603-nucleotide messenger RNA. RefSeq names its product putative histone deacetylase complex subunit (Hos4). The record is from RefSeq and is a predicted model, not a curated record. Gene Ontology annotation, molecular function: protein binding. The coding region runs from base 1 to 3603 and encodes 1200 amino acids. Lineage: Eukaryota; Fungi; Ascomycota; Eurotiomycetes; Eurotiales; Aspergillaceae. The transcript has 2 exons.